GGCAUUGUGUGUGUUGUGUGAGAUUUAGAGAGCUUAAGUUUUGAGUGAGUUUCUUAAGCAAUAAGAAAAGAAGUUCUUAUAUUUUCUUUGAGUCUUAUACAAACAUUACAGCAAGAUUUGGUAUCAGAGCUUGAGUUUUUGAUACAAUGGGAGAUCUCGUGGUAGCUACAACAUCGAAGGUGAAAGACGGAGGAACCUCGUCCAUCAAGUGCCCCAUAUUGAACGCAACAAACUAUACCGUGUGGGCUAUGAGGAUGAGGGUCUUGCUUAGGGUACAUAAAGUCUGGGAAUCGUGGAAACUAAAAUAGAGAAAGACGACAGGAACAAUGCUGCAAUGGCGUUGCUUUUUCAGUCCAUACCUGAGACAUUAACUCUGCAAGUUGGAGAAUUAGGAACGGCGAAGAAGGUUUGGGAUGCAAUAAGGGCUAGAUAUGUGGGAGCAGAAAGAGUGAAGGAAGCCCGAUUGCAGACACUAAUGGCCGAUUUUGAUCGCCUCAAGAUGAAAGACGCAGAGACCAUAGAUGACUUUACGAGCAAGUUAUCUGAGAUAUCAUCGAAAUCUGCUGCCUUAGGAGAAGAAAUCGAAGAAGUAAAGAUGGUUAAGAAGUUCCUCAAGUGUCUCCCUCGGAAGAAAUACAUUCAUAUCGUGGCAUCCUUGGAACAAGUACUGGAUCUUAAGACGACGAGUUUUGAAGAUAUAGUAGGACGUUUAAAGGCGUAUGAAGAACGUGUUGCUGAAGAAGAAGAGGUUCAAGAAGAUCAGGGCAAACUAAUGUAUGCAAACGAGGAACCACAAUCAAACCGUGGUUUCAACGGUGAGAACAGAGGCAGAGGUCGCGGCGGAAGGUACUACAAUAACAGGGAACGAGGAAGAGGAAGAUAUUAUAACCGUGGAGAUCCAUCUAAAGUCACCUGUUAUCGUUGCGACAAAGUUGGGCACUAUGUGACAGAUUGUCCCGAUCGUCUACUAAAGCUUCAAAAGACAAUGGAAGCGGAGGCUGACAAAACUCAGGAAGCAGACGAAAUGAUGCUUCACGAGGUCGUAUAUUUAAAUGAGGAGAAGGUAGUUCCAAGAAAAUACGAAGCUAAUACUGGGGAAGACAAUGUCUGGUACCUUGAAAACGGUGCCAGCAAUCACAUGAGUGGAGACAAGAGGUAUUUUGCGAGCAUAGACGAGACUGUUACAGGGAAAGUCAGGUUUGGAGAUGACUCACAUAUCAAUAUAAAAGGAAAAGGAACUAUUGAGUUCAUUGAUAGAAACGGUGAACCGAGAAAGAUCAUGGACGUAUAUUUCAUACCUGACCUUAGGAGUAACAUUAUCUCUUUGGGACAGGCUACAGAGUCCGGGUGCGACGUAAGAAUGAAGGAUGAUCUUCUCGUAAUGCACGAUCGAGACGGGAAACUAAUUGCGAAGGCUGUCAGGGGAAAAAAUCGGUUGUAUAAAGUGCGCAUGAGGAUUAGAGAGAUAAUGAGCCUACUUACAACCACCACGAGUGAAUCUAGUCGAUGGCAUGCGAGGCUAGGGCAUGUCAAUCAUGAGACGAUGAAGUCAAUGAUACAGCAAGGUCUUGUAGUUGGGAUACCAUCCAUAAACGUAGAGAAGAGCGUGUGUGGUUCUUGUUUACUUGGGAAGCAGGCAAGGCAGUCUUUUCCUCAGGCUACGUCCUACAGAGCUUCUGAGUUACUAGAGCUCAUACAUGGUGACUUAUGUGGUCCCAUAACUCCAAGUACCAGUGCAGGCAAUAGGUACAUAUUGGUGCUGAUCGAUGAUUGUUCGAGGUAUAUGUGGACUGCUCUGAUGAAGGAGAAAAGUGAUGCGUUGAAUAAAUUCAAAGCAUUCAAAAACUUAGUGGAGCAAGAAGCGAAGACAAAAAUCCAAACUUUUAGAACCGACAGAGGAGGAGAGUUUACCUCAAUAGAGUUUAAUGAGUUUUGUGAUUCUUCAGGUAUCAAACGACAUUUUACAGCCCCUUACAGUCCCCAACAUAAUGGGGUUGUGGAGAGACGAAACCGGACAUUGAUGGAGAUGACGAGAAGCUGUAUGAAGCACAUGUCGUUUCCUAAUUAUCUAUGGGGAGAAGGUGUUCGACAUUCCACUUACCUCCUGAACCGAAUAGCCACACGAGCCCUCAACGAUAGGACACCUUAUGAGGCAUUUCGUGGUGUGAAGCCUAAUCUCUCUCACCUGAGAACUUUCGGGUGUAUUGGAUACGCGAAGAUAGAGAAGAAACUACUAAAGAAACUGGACGAGAGGUCACGCCUGUUAGUUCAUCUUGGGACAGAACCAGGCUCUAAAGCCUACCGUUUGCUGGACCCACAGACUCAGAGAGUAGUGGUGAGUAGAGAUGUGGUGUUCGACGAGACAAAAGGCUGGAACUAGAAGCAUGAUGGUGCAGACAAGGGUCAAGUCGGAAGCUUUAGUGUUUCACUUGGAAGUUUUGGGAACCAUGGAUUGCAGGAGACAGAGCAAAAUAAAACAGAGCAAGACAAAGAUGACAAAGCUCGUAAAACUGAACAUGAUGAGGAAGAAGAAGACAACGAAGAUGACAGUGAAGAAGAAAAAAUCACGGGUCAACAACCACUCAGGAGGUCAGAGAGACAGAGUUCUAAGCCGUAAUAUCUCGAAGAUUACCGCGAAACUUCCAAGAAGCAAGGGAACUUAAGGAGUGAAUUCUCGCCUGCGAAGAGGAAAUACGAUCUAUCACAAAGCUCGAUACUUGGAGCCUCGUUGAUCUUCCACCAGGAGUGAAACCGAUAGGCUUGAAGUGGAUUUUCAAAAUCAAGCGCAAUGCGGAUGGAAGUAUCAACAAGUACAAGGCUCGUCUGGUCGCUAAAGGGUACGUACAACAAUAUGGGAUAGAUUUUGAAGAGGUUUUCGCGCAUGUGCCUCGAAUUGAGAUGGUUCGCGUGUUGAUCAAUCUAGCUGCCUCAAAUGGUUGGGAAAUUCAUCAUCUCGAUGUCAAGACAGCGUUCUUGCACGGAGAACUAAAGGAGACAUUAUAUGUUUCUCAGCCAGAAGGUUUUGUUGUAGAAGGAAGCGAGAAUAAGGUUUACAAGUUGAAGAAGGCGUUGUACGGCCUUAAGCAGGCGCCCAGAGCAUGGAACCAUAAGUUGAACAAGUGUUUGUUGGAACUCGACUUUCAAAGGUGUUUGAAAGAGCCGUCUGUGUAUCGAAAGUGUGUAAGUGGGAAGCUUCUUGUUGUUGCGGUCUAUGUCGAUGACCUUUUUGUUACUGGUACGAGCUUAGAGAUGAUCGGAGGGUUCAAAAGGGAGAUGGCCAUGAGGUUUGAGAUGAGUGAUUUGGGUAAACUAACGUAUUAUCUUGGUAUUGAAGUUAAGCAACAUAAGGACGGUAUAACUCUGUGCCAGAAAUGAUAUGCUCAGAGGAUCUUAGAAGAAGCUGGAAUGGAUCACUGCAACCCUGUUCAGAUACCGAUGGAUGCUAGACUUAAGCUAGCCAAGUUCGAGAACGAGAAAUAUAUUGAUGCGACAAGCUAUAGGAGGAUCAUCGGAUGCUUUCGGUAUCUACUACACACUAGACCUGAUUUUUCUUACUGCAUUAGAGUGUUGAGUAGGUAUAUGGUGAGUCCAAAAGAGUCUCAUGGAAGUGCAGCGAAGCAAUGUCUACGUUAUCUGAAGGGCACUACUUCCUUUGGUCUAACUUUUGAGCGAUCGAAGGAGACAACGAAGUUGGUUGGUUACAGUGACAGCAGUUACAACAUGGAUCCUGAUGAUGGUAGAAGCACAACUGGUCACAUCUUUUACCUUGGUAAAAGUCCGAUAACAUGGUGUUCUCAGAAACAGGAACAGGAUACUGUGGCGUUGUCUUCGCGUGAAGCUGAGUUCAUGGCGGGAACAGAGGCGGCAAGACAAGCAAUCUGGUUGCAGGAUCUUCUCUGCGAGAUCAUUGGAGCCUCCUACAGUCGAACGGUCAUAAGGAUAGACAAUCAAUCGGCCAUAGCUCUCUCAAGGAAUCCAAUAUUUCAUGGACGUAGUAAGCAUAUACAUUCAAGAUACCAUUUCAUAAGAGAGUGUGUUGAGAAGGAGCUGAUUGAAGUUGAGCAUGUACCUGGAAGCAAACAGAAGGCAGACAUUUUGACCAAGGCUUUGGGAAGAAUCAAAUACAGAGAGAUAAGAGACUUCAUUGGAGUUCAAGAGUUGAAGGAUGAAGAGUUCAAGCUUAAGGGGGAGACUGUUGAAGUAAGCUUGAACAAAGCUCGAGAGACAAGUUAUCCUAAUCCUAAUAAGUGUAGGAUCUUUAGAGAUAAGGAUCAAUGUUAAUUUAGGAGUUAUCUAAACUUAUGUGUAUGUAAUUAGGAUUAGGAUAAGAGAAGUCUUAUAUAUAUCAAUGCCGAGUAAAGGGCAUUGUGUGUGUUGUGUGAGAUUUAGAGAGCUUAAGUUUUGAGUGAGUUUUUUAAGCAAUAAGAAAAGAAGUUCUUAUAUUUUAUUUGAGUCUUAUACAAACAUUACAGCAAGAAUUUUGUAGUUGACUUGUUUUAUGCCUACAUCAAAUUGGUGUUCAAAGAAUGUUUCAGAGUAUCCUCCCACAAGGCAACAGUGUGUAGAAGUAGAAUCGCUAUCCUUUUGGAUAUGCAGAAAAAAAUAUGUAACUUUCACUAUUUCACGUUUUGUAUGUAAGACUACUCAAACAAGUAUAAAAAUAAACAGCAUCAUAAGAUAAUAUCAAAUCAACCAAUUCUAUGAGCUUUCAUAACAUAAUCAACUUUCAAAUCAAAUCUCCACUUACUUAUCUAAAUAAAAAGUUGAUUUCACUUGGCUAUAACUUAACUAGAAUAAUCUAUUAAGUUUGGACGGACUAUUGUAUUGCCUUUUGUUUCCCUUUAUAAUAUGUGUACUUUUGCUUUAGAAGCUAUUGGCUUCCUAAUCACAAAACGUGUAUAGUCAAAUGAAAACAUUUGUGGCUCUUUUGCUUCAUUACUUUUUCUGUGUUCUGUCUUCAUGUGAACACAUUUGCAUAAUCUGUGGUUUCUUCUACUUUCUGUUCUAACACACACACAAUUAUUAAAAACAAUCCCACAGAUCCUGCUCGUGCGUACACCACUUGGCUUUUCAGUUUUCACCCGUGACCCGACCAUGAUUUGGCAGAUGUUUUGUAUUAUGUCAUCAAUCUACCAGAAAGCCAUAAUCAUUAUUGAUCAAAAGAGCAGCCAAGUGCAUUUUUGUCUUCUUACCACAGUCACCCUAGUAUGAAAGAGUUUUUAAGGAGAUCUUCAAGCCUUUCUUGAUGACUAACUCAAACCAGAAAAGAAAAGCAAUCUUCCCACAUCUUCUCCAUAUUAUUCCUCUAGGGUUUAUUAUAGUGAUCAGGCCCUUCCCCACAAAGGGAAAUGGAAGGAGAGAAGGAGACAGUUAGGUGUUGCAGUGAUUGCAAGACGACCAAGACACCAAUGUGGAGAGGUGGACCAUCUGGUCCCAAGUCACAGUCUCUUUGCAAUGCAUGUGGGAUAAGAUUCAUGAGACAGAGACGAACCGAGUUAUUGGGUAUUCGUGUUAUUCAUACCCACAAAGCCUACAAGAAGAUAAACACGUCGUUAUUAUCAUCACAUGGUAGCGUGGCUUUGAAGAAACGAAGGCGGAGUCUAAAGGAGGAAGAACAAGCUGCUAUGUGUCUACUAUUAUUGUCUUGUAGCUCUGUUUUC
Molecule: messenger RNA, 5660 nt
Organism: Brassica napus (rape)
Lineage: Eukaryota; Viridiplantae; Streptophyta; Magnoliopsida; Brassicales; Brassicaceae
Product: GATA transcription factor 23
Exons: 3
Coding region: 335-2380 (681 amino acids)
Biological process (GO): DNA integration; regulation of DNA-templated transcription
Molecular function (GO): zinc ion binding; sequence-specific DNA binding
Source: RefSeq, a predicted model, not a curated record